UAAGUAAUCAAAUAGUAAUGUAUCUCAUCCAGUGUUUUCCAUUUGCCUGAUAUUUAAAUGUCUUCAAUGUGACGGAAGACUUGCGUCUGUCAAUCAGGAAUUAUACAGGAACUUCCGCGUGAGCAGUAAAGUGGUGGAACGGAACGUUACGUUACUGUGACGUAGGUUACCAUACCGGCACGGUUUGUUUGGUUCCAACGGAGCCGUUAUUUAGCGAGCUUUAGAAAACGCAAUGAUGAAGAAGCUGGCGCUGCAGGUCCUUAUGCUGCGUAGCGUGGCGCGAUCUAACGCACUCGCCCUGGAGCGCUUCAGGAAGGUGGUGCGCAGAAUCAUGACGAUGUGUCGCACGUGUCGCGUUUUCAUGGCACGCUCCGACUACUGCUCCAUUCAACUCAACAUGCUCAACCAGCCUGCUGUCGGAUCGGGCAGAAACCCUGUGUUUGAUCUGAACCACUUCAAAGUCAAAAAGAACCGCAUCCCGCGGAGGCUGGUGGAUAUCAUGUGGAAGCACCCGGAAGCUCGUUUGGAUAACGAGGUUCUUCUCCUCCAGAGUCUGAUGGCCACCAUGGACAGCUUCCGCCGCUACAGUCACACACUGCAGCUGCUGCUGGCCCGCUCCAUCCGCUACCAGAGGUUGGAGAGGCGUAGGAUCGUGGUGAAGAAGGGGGACCUCGGCCAGAGCUUCUACUUCGUGUUCUCGGGUCAAGUGGCCGUGACCAAAGACAAGGACGGGAACAGCGCCUUCGUCGACAAGGAGCCCAUUCUCAUCAAGAAGGGCAUGGGGUUCGGGGACGUGGCUCUGAUCAAGGGCUUGCGGAGGAACGCCACGGUGGUGUGUAUGGAGGAGACGGAGCUCAUGGUCAUCGACAGGGAGGACUUCUUCGCCAACCAGAUGGACGUGGAGCUGAAGCGCGAGUUUGAGUACCGCUUCGGCUUCUUCCGGUCACUAGAGCUGGUGUCGUCCUUGUCGUCCUCCCUGAUCGAACGCCUGGCUGACCUCUCCAAAGCAGAGCAGUUCCGGCACGGACGCACCGUCAUCAAGGACACCAACGACAUGGGCAACCUCAUCUUCAUCGCCCGGGGCCUGUGUGGUGUGUUUAGAGAGGUGGACCUCACCAAAUGCAAGGCCUACCAGCGCUGGGUUAAACAACACCAGAAUGCAGAGGGCCGCAUGAAGCCUGUGGCCCCUCCGUCACCUCCGUCCCCUGUGGCCCCUGUGUCCCCUGUGGCCCCCGCGUCACCUCCGUCACCCGUGUCCCCCGUGUCACAGCAGCCAGCCUGUGGGGCUUCAGGAAAGACGGACACACACACGCAGAGAGUGAAAGGCCCUUGUGUUGAGCACCCUACCUCUGCCUGGUUCCUGAUUGACAGCCUGGAGCAGGGCAGCACGUUUGGGCUGAAUGAGUACCUGAUCCCACACAGACAGAGGGAUGGCCGCAGCCUGUCGCUGAUCAGCCAGAGCGUGGAGGUCCUGCGAGUGGAGAAGACCUGCUUUGACGACCUGGUGGACACCGAGACCCUGAAGAAGCUCCAGGACAUACAGAAGACCUACCCCAGCGAUGAGGAGCUGUGUGCAGUGUUGCUACGGCACUGGCGGUGGGAGGAGUUUAAGCACGCCGUCGUAGUGGACGUGUUGGCCCCCUGCCCACAGCGUAACCUCGGCAACAUGCCCACCAAUCACAACGCCCACGCCCAGACUGCCCCCUGCAGGAGAUCCACCUGA
Clupea harengus (Atlantic herring) is the source of this 1723-nucleotide messenger RNA. RefSeq names its product cyclic nucleotide-binding domain-containing protein 2-like. Gene Ontology annotation, biological process: spermatogenesis. Gene Ontology annotation, molecular function: cAMP binding. Lineage: Eukaryota; Metazoa; Chordata; Actinopteri; Clupeiformes; Clupeidae. The record is from RefSeq and is a predicted model, not a curated record.